This is a messenger RNA of Nicotiana tabacum (common tobacco), 738 nucleotides long. Its product is annotated as mavicyanin-like. Gene Ontology annotation, cellular component: plasma membrane. Gene Ontology annotation, molecular function: electron transfer activity. The record is from RefSeq and is a predicted model, not a curated record. Lineage: Eukaryota; Viridiplantae; Streptophyta; Magnoliopsida; Solanales; Solanaceae.
AUGGCUUCUACAACUUUCUUGAUUGCACUAUUUGUUGUUAUUGCAAUGGUUGCUAUUCCAGCAAUGGCAACUGACCAUUGGGUUGGUGAUGAUCAAGGUUGGAAACUCGACUUUAAUUACACGGCUUGGGCUGCCACCAAAGAAUUUCAUGUUGGAGAUAAGCUCAUCUUCAAGUACAAGAAAGAUGCUCACAAUGUGUAUAAAGCAGAUCAAGCUGCCUUCAAAAGCUGCACACCAAGUAAUGAUAUUACACCCUUAACUUCUGGAAAUGAUGUGAUUCCCCUCACAACAACAGGCAAAAAAUGGUACAUUUGUGGAGUUGGCAAACAUUGUGAAAAGGGAAUGAAAGUUGCUAUCAAUGUUUUGCCUGAAUUGGGAUCUCCUUCUCCUUCACCUUCUUCUCCAAAUGGCCCUACUCCUUCUACUGCUUCUUGGAUUGCUCCUAAUUCCAAAUUUGUUGCUUUGAUUGCUGCUGCAUUUGCCAUGUUCGUCGUGAUCAUGACUUAAGGACGGAUUAAUUCGUGUUUUUUGGGGGUUAAAAGAAGAGGUGAUCGAACGACCAUAUGUUAUUUUGUUGUUGUUAUUUGUAUUCACAUUUAAAUAAGAUAAUUGAGCAAUCAGCAGAGUCUGAGGCUAGCUUCUGGACUGUAGUAGUUUAACAGGAACUAUUGUUCAAAGUUCCACAUUUUGAUUUCUUAUACUUAAUUUGAUUGUGUUAUCCAAUAUUUGAAUUUGGUA